Molecule: messenger RNA, 1977 nt
Organism: Gastrolobium bilobum
Lineage: Eukaryota; Viridiplantae; Streptophyta; Magnoliopsida; Fabales; Fabaceae
Product: IQ domain-containing protein IQM2
Exons: 8
Coding region: 1-1977 (658 amino acids)
Source: RefSeq, a predicted model, not a curated record
AUGGGGAUUUCCUUUACAUGUCCAUUUGCCAAGUACAAUGAUGUGGAAGAUGGCCUAGACUCUAUGGUUGUAAAAUCCAUCAACUUUGGCAAUGAUGAAAACAAUACCCCAGUACGAUCAGUCAGUUUCAAAAAUGAAGUUUUAGAACCCACCAUCCUUAAAUCUCUAGGUUCUGGGAAGAUGACAAUAAAGGCAUCUGUGAGCUUCAAAAGAAAAGAUGUUGAUAACAUUAUCUCAACCGAUACCCUUUCAUUUGACACACAGCUCUCAAGGAUUAGCAAAAAGUGCAAAGAAAUGGAUGAUCAGUCUUUUAAUUCAGAAUGUCAAGUGGAAACGAUCCAAUCAGCACUUUUGAAUCCAAACAGCCCCAAACACAUUGCUGCACUUAAAUUGCAGAAAGUAUACAAGAGCUUCCGUACAAGAAGAAAGCUAGCAGAUUGUGCAAUUCUUGUUGAACAAAGCUGGUGGAAGCUCUUAGAUUUUGCUGAACUCAAACGCAGCUCUAUAUCUUUCUUUGACAUUGAGAAACAUGAAACUGCCAUUUCACGUUGGUCUAGAGCUAGAACUAGAGCUGCUAAGGUUGGAAAAGGUUUAUCAAAAGAUGACAAAGCACAAAAGCUUGCUCUGCAGCAUUGGCUUGAAGCGAUUGACCCACGCCAUCGCUAUGGACAUAAUCUCCACUUCUAUUAUGAUAAAUGGCUUCAGUGUCAGAGCAGAGAACCCUUCUUCUACUGGCUGGAUAUAGGAGAAGGAAGGGAAGUAGUUCUUGAGAAGUGCCCUCGUUCUAAGCUUCAACAACAGUGUAUUAAAUAUCUGGGUCCGAUGGAAAGGUUGCCUUAUGAAGUAGUUGUGGAAGAUGGAAAGUUCUUCUACAAGCAAUCUGGUGAGCUCCUUCAUACUACUGGAGAAGAAGAUGCACAUUCCAAAUGGAUUUUUGUCCUUAGUACAUCUAAGACAUUGUAUGUUGGCAAGAAGUCUAAAGGUUCAUUUCAGCAUUCUAGCUUCUUGGCUGGAGGAGCUACAUCUUCUGCUGGGAGACUAGUGGUUGAUUAUGGUAGCUUGAAGGCAGUUUGGCCUCACAGUGGCCACUAUCGUCCGACAGAACAGAAUUUUAAGGAAUUCAUUUCAUUCCUUCAGGAGAACAAUGUGAACCUUUCAGAUGUCAAGAUGGCUCCAGUUGAUGAGAUUGAUGAAUCACGUUCACUGAGAAGCAGUAGUCAUCUUAGAAGCGACUCAUCUGAAGAGGACUUCACUGAGAACAUGAGUGGCUUAGAGACUGAAGAGACCAUUGUCCAAGACCUAGUUGCAAAGAAGGCCAAUUUGAUAGAAACAAAAACGGCUUCUGCAUUGAUGGCACCUAGCACAAGGCAAUUGCAUAUGCUUGAAAGAGAACUGACAAAUCUUGAAAUACCAAAAAGGGGUCAAGUGUUUGAAGGACUAGAAAAUGAGAAAGGAGGUGCAGGGCAAAAUUGUGCGAGUUUCCAAAGGGAAUCUCCUGGUCAAGAAAUAGCACAAGCAUAUGUAUCAGAUUUAGAUCACACAAUUCCAAAGGAAAACUUCUCUGAUGACAAUGACAUAGAAACCAUUCCACAAGAGUCAAUACUUAAAAGAAUCAACUCACAUAAAGAACUGAAAUCAUAUCAACUAGGGAAGCAGUUGUCUUGCAAAUGGACAACUGGUGCUGGACCGCGCAUUGGCUGUGUGCGCGACUAUCCUUGCGAACUUCAGUUCCGAGCUUUGGAGCAAGUUAAUCUGUCACCAAGAAGUGGAUCUCGCUCUAAAUCAUCCUUUGCUCCUAGAACCACCACUGGGUUGAGCUCUAGUGUUUCAUCUCUAGCAAGUUUAUGUGGGGACACAACAACUGAACCACAAGUUGAAAAUAAAAGUAUGUCUCAAAGAGACGAGCUCAAUUCAAGAUCAGAAUUCUCCCCAUUGAUCAGAGGAACAUCAGUGAUACCAGUUAUUCGUAUGUCAUGA